AUGAAAGAGAAGAUUCAAUUGGCCGAUAUUGAGGACCACCAUCAUAAGCAACCAUCUUCCGAAUCUAGCAAUAAUAAUAAUAAUAAUAAUUUUGAUGAUGAUUAUAAUGAAUGGGAUAUUAGUAUUGGAGAUUUAAUUAUCGAUUUAGAUGCUGAUAUUGAAAGGCAAACAACAACAACAACAACAACUUUAACACCUAGUGAAGGUGAUAAUAAUAAUAAUAAUAAACAAUCUUCAUCGUUAAAAAAUCGUAAUAAAAUUAAUAAUAAUAAUAAUAAUAAAUCUAUUAAAUCAUCAUCAUCGUGUGGAAUGUCUUCCAAUUUUAAAUUGAAUCGUUUAGGAUCAUUAAAAUCAUCGACAUCAUCAUCGACUUCGUCUUCGUUGUCUUCGUCUUCGUCUUCAUCAUCUGGAAUUUCAUCGAAACAAAGUUCCGGAAAUAGUAUUAGUAGUAGUAGUACUAGUAAUAGUAAUAAUAGUGGUUGUGGUGGUGGUGGUGGUGGUAGUAAAUCGAAUCAAACAGCAAUCAAUGGAUCAUCAUCAUCAUCAAAAUCGAUUAUAGUUAAUUCCAUAAAUUCCAAUAAUUUAAAUACAAGCAUCAAUAGCAAUAAUAACGGCCACAUGAAUCGUCAUUCAUCUACAUCAUCAUCAUCGUCAUCAUCCACUACGCCAACAUCGGUAUCCUCAUCAUCAUCAUCAUUGAAUAAUAAUUAUUCAACAUUGACCAAUAACACCUCUUCAUCAUCAGUAUUAGCGAUAGGAUCUUCAACAACAACAACAACAACGGCAACACCAACUACAACAACAACAACAACAACGCCUGCAUUAUCCUUAACUAAUAAAAGCCUCAAUUCAUUAUCAUCUGCAUCAUCGGUAGCAUUAACUGCUACUACGUUGAUUGAUCAUCAUCAACAACAACAACAACAUGCCAAAAGUCUUAAAAUGAAAAUAAAAAGAAAAAAUAUUGGUGGUAAAAUUUCUGAAAUUAAUCACGAAAUUGUUUCAUCAGAUACGUCAACUGCUUCAUCAUCUGCACCAUCAUCAUCAUCAUCGUCAUCAUCAUCAUUAUCGAUGGCUUCUGUUACUUCAUCAUCACCUUCGAUGACAACAAAUAUUGGUGCCGGUUCAAAAUCUUCAUAUUCAUCAUCAAUUAAUUCGUCAUCGGCAGCUAUUAUUGAGCAUCAAAUAAAUUCUCAUCAAACAUCUUCAUCACAUAUCUCUUCAAAUAGUUUAUCAAAUAAUUCAUCAACAACUAUGACAACGACAACAGUGAAGAAUAUUAUUGAUUCAAAUCAUCAUCAUAAUAAUUCUGUGAUCAAUAACAAUAAAAAAGAUGUUGGUGAAUCAUUAACUAAUAAAAAUAAUAAUAAUGAUGAUAAUAUAAUAACGACAAUGAAUUCAAAUACUGGCUCAUCAUCAUCAUCAUCAUCAACAAUUGCUAAUUGUUCUGGAUCAACAUUAGAUUCCAAGUCGUCUUGUUUGUCAAGUAAAAAUAAAAAUAGUGGUCAUCGUGACAAAAAAGAUCAUCAUCAUCACCACCAUCACCAUCAUCAUCAUCAUCAUUCACAUAAAGAAAAUAAUAAUAAUAAUAAGUUAAAUCGAGAUAAAAUUAAUAGUACAACCACUACCAACAUCAACAAUAAUAAUUUGAUGACAGCUAAUAAUAACAACAAUAAUAAUCCGGUUCAACAUCAACAACAACAUCAUCAUCAUCAUCAUCAUCUAUCUAAUGUGAAUGCAUCAUCAUCAUCGUCAUCUGGAUCAACAACGCUUAAUAAAUUUACAAAUUCAACUGUGAUUAAUCCAAUUCAACGAACAAAUGAAAAGGUUGAUGAAAAUAUUGCUGAUCGAAUGGAUUCUGGUACUAUGACCAGUAUUGCAACGAUUACUGAACCAGAUUGUCUUGGACCAUGUGAACCUGGUACCAGUGUUACGCUUGAAGGAAUUGUUUGGCAAGAAACAGAAAAUGGUGUUUUGGUUGUGAAUAUCACUUGGCGUGGUAAAACCUAUGUUGGAACCUUGUUGGAUUGUACUAAACAUGAUUGGGCACCACCAAGAUUUUGUGAAUCACCUACCAGUGAUAUUGAAUCGAAAUCAUUGAAAAAUACUCGUGGAAAACGGGCCCGAAAUAAUUUUAUUGCAGAAAAUUCUAUUGAUACACGAUCGGUUACUAGUAAACUUCGAAAUGGAAAAGGUCGUCGUACAGCAAAUUCGGGUUACGUUCCUUCAAGUCCGGCCAAAAGUGAUUCGGCAAUAAAUUCUUCAAUAUCAUCAUCAUCAUCAUCAUCAUCAGGCAACAAACGUAAAGGUCGACCAAGCGAAUUAGAUUUAGCUAUUGGUGAUGAUAAUACGAAUAUUAGUGGAAAUGGAAAGCGAAAUAAAAUUUUAAACACUAAUUGCGAUUCUGGACAACCGAAUUCACCGGCAUUGAUCGAAUGUCCGGAACCGAAUUGUUCGAAAAAAUAUCGUCAUAUUAAUGGCCUUAAGUAUCAUCAAUCACAUGCUCAUUUUGGCAGUACUUUCAACGUUAGUGAUACUCAAGAAUUUUCUGAAUCUCAAGCCAAUAAUAAUCCAACUAUGAACACAAGUGAAACAACACCAGUCAAAAGUGGUGAUGUUUCCGACAGUGAUAAUAAUGAAUCUGAUUCACCGAUAAAGAAAUCUGAUUCACAACAAAAUGAAAUACCCGAUCCGUUGAAUACUCCUCAAUCAUUAGAAUUGAAAAAGAAAAAUGGUGCCAACAAUGAUACGACACUAGUCGAUGAUUGUAAUAAAUCGUCCUAUUCGGCUUUAUCACCAUCUCAACAAAAAAAUGUUACAGAUUCUAUUGAUUCAACGAAUAUUGAUCAAAGUGAUCUUGCCAGUGACAGUGAUCUUGUGAAGAACAACAAUUGUGAAAUGGUUGAUGAAAAACCCGUUGCUAGUCCGGCAUAUUCGGAUAUUUCUGACGAUAACAGUAGUAAUAAUAAUGACAGUGGUAGCGGCAGUGGCAGUGCUGGCGCUGGUGUUGUUGUUUCCACUAAUUCAACUUCCUCAGAAACUAAAACUGUACCAAAAAGCCAGGAUUUAACCACCGAUACAAAUGGAACCAAAAAGAUUCCAUCUAAUCAAUUCAAUCCGCUUGGUGAUGGAAAUUCUAACUUGGCACCGUCACCAUCAUUACCACAUCACUUUUUCAAUAAAUCUCAAUUCCUAAUUCCACAGAAUCAUCAAACUGAUUCUUCUGAACAAAAAUCCAAUAACAAUGAUCUCAACAAUAAAGAAGAUAACGAUAAUUCAAUCACGUCUGAUUCUCGUCAACCAUUUUCUCCAUAUUCACCUUUAUAUUCUUCUACUGGUCGUGGAUUCGUGGGAUCAUCAUCUAAUAACAAUGAUUGUGGAAACAAUAAAUCCACAGACAGUGAUUCUAAAGAUAUGAUUACAAGUGGUGCACCUGGUUCUGCAAUUGCUGAACUUCAGAAUCUAAAGAAUCGAAUACAAUAUACAUUUGAUCAACAACAACAACAACAACCAGGUAGUAAUGUUAAUACAUACGGUAACAAUGAACAUUUACCGAAACCUCCAUCAUCACUCUCAACACAACCGUUGCCUCAACCAUCUCAACAGCCGAAAUUUUCACCAUUUGAUGUUGAAAGUAAAUUGAAAGAUAAAGUUGGAAAAUAUUCAUCACCUCAAAUGAAAAUUAGUAAAUCUAAAGAUCAUAAAGAUGAUGGUAUUAGUCAACAUAGUCAGCAAUCAACGAAAGAUUUAACAUCCAACAAAACAAAUAAACAUGAUGAAGGAAUGAAACCAACAAUGGAAAGCACUGGACCACCACCAAUCAACAAUGGUUAUUAUUAUAGUCCAUCAUUUUUGCCACCAUCAUUCGGUGCUCCGUCACCAUUCGAUGCAAUGUUUCGUGGUGGUGUUGGUCAUAAUCCCAUGAAUCCUGUUGUAAUGGGACCACCUUACGGUCCACCACCAUCUGGUUCAUCACCAUUUUUACAUUCACAAAUGAGAUUUCCAUCACAUCCAUUGAAUCCAUUGGAUGGUAUUCCGGGUAUGUCCGCCAGUGGUCCGAACGUGUCAAGAAAUUCAACAAUUUCGUCUUCUACAGCAUCAACAUUACCGCCUCAUUCAUCACCGACAUCUAACAAGCUAAGCUAUUCAUUAUCAUCAGCAGCAUCAUUACCAUUCAAUAGUCACAAUCCAAAGAUAUUUUCAACAAUCGCAUCGAGCUCCAUAUGUGUUCCAUCAUCAUCAUCAUCAUCAUUGCCUUUGUCAUCAUUUUCAUCAUUAUCAACAACACCAUCAACAACAUCAAUUUAUCAUAAAUCAUCGCCAAACAAAUCAUCUGAAUUCCUUUCUAAUACAACAAACAAUCAUUUAACCGGUGUUCCACCUAUUCCUCAUUCAUCAUCAUCGAUACCUCCAGGACCUGAACGUGGUCAUAUUCAUCAUUCGAUGCAUCCACCACCACCACCACCAACGUUGCCUCCUAGACAUUCAUUACAUACAUCGGCCAUUGGUUAUCCAAUAUUCGAUCCAUACAGUGCAAUGAUGGUCAAUCAUACGGUACCUGCGAAUACUGUUCAUCAAUUCACACCUAAAUAACGAUAAUGUUUUUGCCGCAACAACAACAACAACAAAUCGAUCAUCAUUCAUUCACAUAAAUUUUGAUUAUGAGCUAAUUGAUAUUUCGAACGUCUAUCAUUUUUCCUAUUGAACAUUUGUGUAAUGACACAAUUUUUGGAUUAUAUUGGCCUUGAGGAUCUUUUCACAUCAUUAUCAUCAUUUAUUGUAUAUUCAAUAAGAGAAUAUAAUGACGAACCAUCGGACUGCCGGAAUUACAUAAUCGUCCUGCGUGUGUGUGUGUGUGUGUGUAUCUACAACAUUUGUAAUAAUCAUCAGGCCUUUUGAUAGAUUUUAUUUCUAUUCUGUGAAUAUUUUUGUAUUCAUAUUCCUCAUUCACAACAACACUAUUACUGUAUCAAUCGAUCGAUAACACCAUCAUCAUCAUCAUCAUCAUCAUCAUCAUUAACACACUUCCUUCAUCGUCUUCAUUAUUCAGAUUUUUUCACUUUUGUGAUUUUUUUUUGCUGUAUAUUUCAUUAAUAAUAAAUAAUUAAUAAUCGCGCGCACACACACACACACACACAAACCAUAUUAAUUUACAUGGAAUAAUAUACAUUCAUUAACACACAACUAAUCGAAUCAUUCAUU
Messenger RNA from Dermatophagoides farinae (American house dust mite), 5199 nucleotides. Lineage: Eukaryota; Metazoa; Arthropoda; Arachnida; Sarcoptiformes; Pyroglyphidae. The record is from RefSeq and is a predicted model, not a curated record.